AUGGACGACACUGGACGUGACCAAGCGUCGACUUUGAGCGAUGAGGAGCGCGCAACGGACUCACCACUACCACUGCCACGUACCCCCGUUGACGCGUCUGCGUCUGGUGCGUCGAACACGUCUUUUCCGACACGCAACAGCGGCCUCGUUGCUCCAGUAGAAGCUUCACUCCUCGACCUAUCACCGUCGAGCGACACGGGCACAUCUGCCGUCGACAUACCCGCGCCCCAGCGCCUGCCACGAGCCGAUAGAACGGACCACAGGUCACUGACAUCGCCAGUCCACUCUAUGGCCCGAAAGCACCGUCAAAGUAGCGGCCAGUCGCCGUCUGAGACACUACCAAUGUCUCUAGAGCGUCCUUUACUAUCGGAUUCGCAGUGGGAAAGAGAGAUCGCGGGCUUUGGCGCCGUGCUCAACAACGUGCUCCACUGUGUGACCAAUCGGGAGCUCGUGGCCAAGACGGCCGAGUACAUGGCGGCGUUCCCUCAUCACGCGCGGCGGUUCCAGAUCAAGAUGAAGCAGCGAGCUCAUGCCGAGAAAGCACGGGGAUUCCAAGCCAAGUUGAUGCUGUUUUACGUGCUGCAUGAAUUCCUUAAGUCAUUUGAUGGAGAUCGACUGGAGCAGGUGCAGCGUGAGUGGUUCCAGACAGUAGACGAAGUGCUGAAUGCCUGUGCAAGAGAGAUUCGUUGUGGGGACAAGCGAAGCAUGGAGGAGAACCGGAAACGAGUGUUUAAGACACUUGCGCGGUGGGAAGAGCUGAAGCUGUAUCCAAGGAAAAUCAAGGCGUGGAAAAGCGUAGUAAUGGGAGAAUGCAAGCCACGCAGAGCCCCCAUGUCCCUGCCGCGCAGCGAAACAGAACGACAGGCGGAGGCCCCCGACCAGCUUCAGUCGUUCGAACUAGCACCUCCAAACACACAUCAGCCACAGCUAGAUCGAUCGAACUGCCCACUGGUCUUCGAGCGUUACAGCUUCGAGAGCAAGCUUGAAGAGAGACAGCACUGGCGCUGCACCGCGAUUGCUUUCAUCGAUAUUUUGUCGCGGUGUCUUGGCCUGGGCAGUGAUAUUUCGCUUACUGCGUGCACCUUCUUCCACCGCGUAUUCGAUCGAGGCAUUUACGCCCGAGAGCGGUACAAAUUUGCAGCAGCUUGUCUCUUUCUAUCAGCCAAGGCAUCGAGUAAGCGUAUGAAGCUGUUGCGUAUGGUACGUGUCAUGUACGACAUUUUGGAGACCCCGCUAUUUGCUGGCGAUGAGGAGUUGUUGGAGAUCGAGCGGUUGCAACUGCUGUACUACGAGAUGGAAGUGUUGCAAGGAAUUGACUUCGAGCUGACAAUCGAAAUGCCAUUCUACGAUUUGCGCCGCGUGCUGGACAAGAUGACUGAGAAGUUCCGUCUCCAUGUCGACGACGACGCACAAACAGUCCUAGAAGAAUUGUUUUUCCUGCCAGCAUGUAUCGAUAUGUCGCCGCGGCUGCUCGGCGAGAGUGCAGCUUACAUCGCAACCUGGGCGAAGGGCAAAGAUUUUAAGUUCAAAUGGUGUAGCUCGGAUCAGGAAGGCGAGCUUUUCAACGAGCGGACAGCGAAGAAUGUACUUCGGUAUUAUCGAUCACUUCAGAGGUGGAAGGACCGUCAACAGGCAGAGUUCGAUGCACUGGUCAAAUCGUCAGCUUCAUUGGAAGGCGACAAAGUGGUAAAUCUCAAGAAUGCGUUUGAGCAUCAGCUAGGUGGUCUCCGUCUGGACCCUUCUCUUAUUCUGAACGAGGCGGAGUAUACGAAGAAGACAGAGGAGGACUCGAAAGCGUGGGCAAAAAGCGAUAAGAGGAAUGGCAGCGGUGCAUGGUCAAGCAAGCAACAAGUAUCAAGACGGUGCAAUCGAACUGAAAGCUACGCGAAACGAUACAGAGAUGAUGAUGAACCGCGGAUCAAGGUCGAAACCUUGCCACUCGCGAGUAAACAAGAAGAUAAGGAUCGGUACGAGUACAGCAAUGAUCGCGACCGGGAUCGUUAUCAGCCAUCGAGCCGUAGCCGGAGUCGCAGCGGCAGUGGUUCGCGCUAUAAAAGUGCAAGUGGGUAUACGGUCAAGUAUGCUCGUGACCACAGUCGCGCGCGCAGUGGAGAUCGUCGUGAUCGUGAUCGAUAUGACUACGAUGACUACGACGAUUACAACGACAGAGACCGAUAUCGUGAGCACAGGCGAGGAGAGGACAAGUACGAAUCUCGAGACAGAUCAUAUUACUCGGACAGGGAUCAUCGGGGUCACGACCGAUACAGCAGUCAAGACCUUGACUACCGUCGUGAUCCAUCCUACUUCGACCGUCGCGAUCGUAAGAAAGAUCGUCGUGGCUAUCAUGAGAGCGACAGCCGCAGCACUAGCCGUAGCAGCAGCCAGUCUCGAAGCCCUCGCAAUUUUACACGGAGCAGCAGCAAGCGUCAACGAAAGUACGAAAGUCGUGGUCACUCGGAAAGUCGGAGUCGCAGUUCCAGCCGAAGUUACAGUCGAGACCGUAGCGAGUACUAUCGGGUUGAGGAGACUGUACAGUCGUCGUCGUCGUCGUUCAAACGGGGGCGAGCGAGCAAAUACGGCACCAUUCGUUCGAGCCGCCAGAAGACGAAACGUUCUCGUGUUAAGCAAGAACGUAGCGUGGUCUAG
Molecule: messenger RNA, 2646 nt
Organism: Peronospora matthiolae
Lineage: Eukaryota; Oomycota; Peronosporomycetes; Peronosporales; Peronosporaceae
Source: the annotation of a GenBank genome assembly